This is a messenger RNA of Closterium sp. NIES-67, 2203 nucleotides long. The record is from the annotation of a GenBank genome assembly. NCBI's taxonomy places the organism in Eukaryota, Viridiplantae, Streptophyta, Zygnematophyceae, Desmidiales, Closteriaceae.
CCAUUGGAAGAGAUCUAGAGAGGCUUGAAGUGCUCCAGAUCUAGUGUUUGACAUGGCCCAAAAGUUGGAUGGCCCUCCUAGGUUUACCGGCUCGGACUUUUCGCUAUGGAGGUUCCAGUUCACACUAUGGCUAGGGGGAGACCAUGGUUCAGUAUCUCCAGAGGGUGGAUGAGAAUGUGAGGGCUUUGGAGGAGCUAGAUUACACGGUAGAUGAGAAGGAGAUCAUCUAUACUACACUCCAAGGGUUGGAUCAAGCGGCUAAUGAGGCAUUACUACAAUACCUUCACCUCGAGCAACAGAAAUGGACCAAGGUGUGGAUUUGGGAGGUUUUAAUUUCUGAUGAGGCUCGCAAGGUUGAUGCUGGAAGAGGCCUAGAAGGAGGCAUGGGGGCAGCAGAUAAAGCUUCCUUCAGGAAAGGCUAUCAACAGCAAGGAGGUGGGGGGAAGAAGAAAGAGUUGGACAAAUGCCUUGUGCCCGGAUGCAACAAAAAACACUCUUGGAAGAGUUGCUGGAGUAGGCCUGAGGGAUGGAAGCCUCACGGCUACUCUGGAGAGGCCCCACCAGUGACCAAACCUGAUUGGGUGGAGAAAAGGAUGAAGAAGGGGCUCUGGAAUAAGAAGGGCAGCAAGGGAGCAACGGCCGCAGCUGCUAAGGAUGAGAAGGGGAAGGGCCAAGACGACUCCUCCGAUGAUGGUUUCUCGUUUCUCAUGCUAGGGCAGGAUGCAUCUCUCGCUGGUCGUGCAUUGGCUGAUCCCAACUUCCUGGUUCUAGACUCUGGAGCAACAUCUGGGAUGCUUCCUCGCGGUGAUCUUUUCACCUCCUACCAUCCUCUCCCACCAAACUCUAGGAGAGUGAUUGUUGGGAGCGGAGAUUUGCUGCAGGCAAUUGGCAUCGGCACGAUCACCAUUAAGGGGAAGGAGGGGGAGCUAGUGGGUGUGAAGGGGGUCCUUCACGUCCCUGGUUUGGCUGCAAACCUCCUUUCAUGCUCGCAGCUGGCUAAACAGGGAUACGUUUGCACUUUCACUGAGGGAGGGUGUACUGUUAGAAAGGGUGAAGCUGUGGUGAUGGAAGCAAAGUUGGACAAGGGGGCCUUGGUGAAGGUGUUAAGGUCAGAUCGGGGUGGAGAGUACCUUGGGAAAGAACUUCAAACCUUCUUGGAAGAAAAGGGUAUUACCCACCAGCUCUCUGUACCUUACACGCCACAGCAAAAUGGGGCAGCGGAGCGGCUUAACAGGACCUUGACCGAUUUGGCUCGGGCCAUCCUUGCCCAUGCCGAGCUUGAUAACACUUGGUGGGGGGCAGCAGUGCAGUAUGCCAACUGGGUGAAGAACAGGAUGGGCAGCAAGGGGCUUGGAGGCAAGAGCCCAUACUCCUUAUGGACAGGGAAGGCCGAUGCGCGUGAUGAUCAGCCGGAGCAGCAUGUGCCUUCAACUCCAUCGAGAAGCAGUUGGCAGCAGUUGUUGAACCAGCAGCUGUCCAAGACUCCAAGGACUCCAAUGAAGAGGGUGACUUGGUCCAGCUAGUUGGCUUCAGUGAUGCUGACUAUGCUGGAGAUUCCGCAAGUCGCAGGAGCCACAGUGGGUAUGUGUUCUGUCUGAAUGGGGCAGCUAUCUCUUGGCAGAGCAAGAGGCAGCCCGUGGUAGCACUCUCUACCACUGAGAGUGAGUAUAUAAGUCUGUGUCAGUGCAUUCAGGAGGGUGUCUGGCUGAGGCGUUUGUUUGGGGAGUUUGGCCAUGAUCAUGCUGGUGGUGUGCCUGUGUUUGUGGAUAAUCAGUCUGCCAUUGCCCUUGCACAGAAUGCAUGCUUGCAUGGCCGCACCAAACACAUGCAGGUCCGGUGGCAUUUCAUUCGGGAGAUGGUAGCUGCGGGUGAGGUGAUUUUGCAGUGGUGCCCCACCAACCGUCAGGCUGCUGAUAUUCUUACCAAGUCUCUUCCAUUUGAGCGUCAUGGUGUGUGCAUGACCUUGCUCGGGAUGCAGCCCCAUGAUGACAGAGUUCCCGCAGCAGAUGCUGGCGUCUUGGUGCUCCUCUCCUUGGCGGACUCCAUGCUUUGGGUGGCCCCAACCCAUGGGCAAGGGGGAGUGGUGUGAAGUCUUUUGCCCUAUGGUGUUGAGCCACACCCAGCACGAGCAAGGGGGAGUGAUAAAUGUGUAGUGUUCUGUGGUGUAGUUUGCUCUAGCUGGUUGUGGGCUAUUGGGAUUUGG